UUUAACGCGACCGCCGCCGCUUGCUUUUGCAACCUGCAGUUCGAUGCAGCAACUUCGCAUCCCGAGAUAUAAUCUCUGCUCCCUGGAGUGCGUAGUAAUACUUUGGGGGAGGCCACGCCCCCGAGCGUGGUGUCAGAGUGAAAUAGAGGCUCCGGUUGGUCGGGUUGGCGGACAACAUCUGCUGGACUCCUUCAUUCAAGUGACACCCGAGCUUUGAGACGUAUUUGAGGAACCAUCCGUUGCCCCUCCGGGCCACUUUCAGUACUUCUAUCAGCGGCGCUCGCUUCGCAGAGCUUCUCUGCGUAGUUGGGACGGUAGGAGAUUCUGGGUCUUUCGCAAAAGAAGCCGAGAGAGAAAGGCGGGCGGGGGGCUUGGCGGCCUCCAGUCGGCGUGGUUUGGGUACGCACAAGGACCAUGUGUGCAGAGUGCUUACGGAAAUUGGUGACCCUGGCGCUGGUCUUUGCGAGUGUGGAUGCGGUGGUGGGCACCGAAGCCACGCAUCCUCCGGAAGGUGCCCAGGACAGAGCUCCUCAGCAAAAAGGGCGGAUGUCUCUGCAAAAUUCAGCUGAAAUCCAGCACUGCCUGGUCAGUGCUGGUGAUGUUGGCUGCAGUGUAUUUGAAUGCUUUGAAAACAACUCUUGUGAGAUUCGAGGUUUGCAUGAGAUCUGCAUGACAUUUCUCCACAAUGCUGGAAAAUUUGAUGCCCAGGGGAAAUCCUUCAUUAAAGACGCCCUGAGAUGCAAGGCACAUGCCUUGCGGCACAAGUUUAGUUGUAUCAGUCGCAAAUGUCCUGCUAUCAAAGAAAUGGUGUUCCAGCUACAGCGAGAAUGCUAUCAGAAGCACAAUCUCUGCUCUGCAGCCAAAGAGAAUGUCCAGGUCAUUGUGGAGAUGAUUCAUUUCAAAGACUUGCUACAACUUGAACCGUAUGUUGAUCUGGUGAAUAUAUUGCUCACUUGUGGAGAAGAAGUCAAAGAGGCCAUCACCCAGAGUGUCCAGGCCCAGUGUGAGCAGAAUUGGGGGAGUCUAUGCUCCAUCCUGAGCCUCUGUACUGUGGUUCCACAUGGAGAGUCUACCCUGGAAUCUGAGAAAAAGCCAAAUGAAGUCUCAAGAAUAUCCACUGGCCAAGGAAACCUUGUCAUUCACCCUCAGUCUGGUACAAGAGAGAAUUCUCAAAAUCCUAGAGGGGAAAGAGGUAGCAGGCUGCCUAUGAAUGCUCACACUCGCACUAAAUCUGGGGGUCAUAAUUCCAAAGCAACUCAUGAGGCCUUUGAACAGAGAGAUGAACCUUCUGACUUCUCUGAUAUCCGAAGGUGAAAGGAAUAGACAACCCAACCUUUCCCCCUUCACCAAAAACUUCCUCCGUUGAGUUCAUUUUAUCUAGGGGCAUUCCAAACAAUAUUUACAAGAUAAGGGGGCUAUGUCAAGCAUAGGGCAUUGCGGGUUAUGGGGCAGCAACAGCAUAUGUAUUAUAAGCUACAGAGGAAAAACAAUGACUGGGUCACUGAUUGUAUCCAACAAAUUCAAUGUGUAGAUGCAUAAGCAUAAGAUAUGAAAAGCAUAAGAUAUGCAGGUUUGGGUUGGCAAUAUUAUUUUUAAAUCAGGGAUAGAUACAAAUUAUGAUUUCUCCACUAAUGGCUUAGACUGUCUAGUUUAGAUUAAAUUCAAUAUAACUAAGUGUAACAUAAUUCAGUCCCUGAACAGAAAGUAUAAGGGUGUAUAUAACAUGGGCUGCCAUGGCAUUUGUAAGAAGACUAAUGAGUAUGGUAAAGGGGGCCUUCCAAUUGCAAACUUAGUUAUCCUCUGAGCCUACAUUCUGCUCCUUUUUAAGUGACACCAUCUGCCUUAAGUUUCCUUGUGCUGGUUUGGGCAGUUUAUUCCUCCAUCAUUCCUUUGAAAAUUAGUUAAUUGCAGAACCAGCUUCCAGAUAAGGCAAAUGUGCCUUCUCUGCUAGUUCAGUAUUAUGCAAAACUCUUUUUAAUAGUGUAAAUCUAAAAAGCCCCACUCCACUUCUGAUUUAAAUGGCUUUCAUGUUUUUCACAUGUUUUUCAGGCUUGAUGAAAAACUUCUUAAUAUGCUAUAUCAGAAAUCAAUAUCACAAGGGUUGCAGGGUUUUUAAGCUUUAAAGGCCACCGUUAUUUAGUAGCUGUUAAAGAAACAGUGUCGGUGAAGUGAGGACAAGCCAAGCAGUACAAUGAUUUAAUCUGGUUAAAUAUGUGAAUUGCACAUUUCUCCAUACCUCCAUCCUCAUUGCAUUUUCUUGGAAAUAUAGCUAACUUUGUCAAAUUAAUGGAACUUAUUUCACUGAGUAAGUUUGGAUUGCAACUUUCAUGGUCCCAAUUUAGUGUGUUGUAUUUCAUUUUGCUUUUAAUCAUGUCUGUUUAUUAUUUGAACAUAUAAUUACUCAAUAUAUUUACACAUUGAAACUUCAGCCAACACUUUACUGGAAGCAGGUGUUCCUAAAACCUUUUAGAAAAGUGUUAAAACUUUCUGGAAAACAGGACUGUCUAAAAUAUUUUGGGUGUAUUAUACCCAAUGUUACCAAACUGGUAGAAACUUGGAUGUGUUGAGCUUCAAGUCCCAUAUUGCUGGAUGGUGAUUAUACUAUUUCUAAGCCAACUCAUUUGAAUGAUCAUAGCUUGGAGAAGGCAAUGUUAGCUAUUCAGGUAUCUUAGAAGGAAAGACUAGACCUUAAGUUACUUGUUCACAAAGAGUUUCAUACCUAAGAUUUUCCUAGUUAGUACAUCUUUGGGUCAGGUGCAGCUGUUUAUAUGCAUAGAAUAUGGAAAGGUAGUCCUGAUGUUGUACUGACUGAAUAAGUCAUAAAUUGCAGAAAUAGAGCAGCUUAAUUAAAAUUAUUGUUCCACAACCUAGCAUGGACUUCAAAUUCCACUAUGAAGCUGUGGAUGGAAAUAUGAAGAUACCAGGUUUAGGAAUCUCAAAUGAAUCCCAUUCCUCUUUGAUGAACAUAGAUAGAAAAAAGUAUGAGGACAUUGCAUUGUAGCUGCAGCUAGGAAACAUUAUUUGAAUUUUUUGGAAGGGAAACAGGUUUUUGUGAUUACGAUGGUCACAGUCCUAAAUCACCCUUUAAAACAAUGAAAUGUAUGAAAAAUGAUAUGUACCCUUUUUGAAAAUGAACUGAUAGAGGAAGAAUUGUGACCACUUCAAAAUAAAUCAUCACACAGAAGUUAAAAAGCCCAAAGAUCUAUUAGUAUGAUUCCCAACUUCUAAAUUUCAGUCUUUGAGAAGUCUAUCUGGGAAUCUAAACAUGUAUGUACCAUUGAAUGUCAGCAGAUCAUCUCAGUGUGCAUAUAAUUUAUCUUCUGUGAUCUAGUGAUGUUAAUAUUUGUUUCACAAAUAACGUUAAGAAUUUUGGGGGGGAGGGAGAUCACAAAAGGCUAAUUUUCCUUUUUUCUCUCUGUGAAAAUUGGAUAUAUGUGUUCAUCUACUGAUUCGACAUAUUCUUUUAAUGUAAAUAUUUAACAUUUUUAUUUAUUAUAUUUUCUCCAUUUAAAAAAAUUGAACUGAGCACUGCUGGCUAAGGUGAUUUAAAUAUAUGUCAGGACCUGUGUUGUAUAUAUUCAUGCCACAAGUACAUUUUUGUUAUUGUUUAGAUCAAGGAAAAUAUAAUUUUAUACACUCCAUAAAGUUAUUGACAGCAUCAAUCAUUUAUUUAUUAUCAUCAUUCAUUUCGAACAUAUACAAGUACAUUUACCCUAAUAGUUUUAUCAAGACGUGUAUAGCUACUUACUUGAAAUUUUUAAAAUAAAAAAGUUAGCUGUCCACUAAGGGACUUAGUCACACCCUAGCAAACAAAAAAACCUUAUUUUUAAUUAUAGACAUAAUUCAGAACAAAGCAUAUCAUUUGGGGUAUAUGCAGUAGUUUUGUUUGGGCAAAGACCCAGAGCAUUCAAAACUUAACUUACUUGAAGGGAAGCUUGCUCAGGGUUGCUUUGGCAUAAUUAAGCAAGUGCUUAGUGCUUGCUUAGUUCUAUGAGAAAAAUCCUACCCUGAUUCUAAAGAAAUUUUUCUUUAUUAUGACAUCUUCCCCAUAAUUCUAAUAGUAAGAAUGAGUUCCCAUGGUGGGAAAACACCAAAAUCUAUCGCUCAUUCUUUUCUACAAAAUGUUAUAAAAAGUAGCAGAAGAUACAUCACAUUCCACUGAGUUUUUAAACACAGGUUUGUGUGGAAGAGCAGAGUCAGAUCUGAGACCACUAAAAAUAAGGUUGUUUAGUGAGCCUGCUUAAAAGCAAUAAAUGGAGGUCUGGUUGACCAAACCAAAAAUGUUGGAUCCCUAUGUUAAAAUUAGAAAGAAUGAAACAAAACCUGUUUUAUUUAAACUGAUUAAGAAAGUUUUCAAAACAAAACUCAAAAGCCACUCUCAAGGUUUCCCCCCCCCCCAACCUUUCAAGGAAGUUUUUGAAAUAUUUCUAGAAAGUGGACUACUUGAAGCUUCCCAUUGCAUUCUAUGAUUGGAGCAUAGAAUUGCCACCAUUUGAAACAACCGAAUUUAUACCAAAAUCCAAAUAAAACUUUUUUUGUCCAAUUUCAAAACAAUGUAAGUUUGAAUUUGGAAUAUUUGAAACUUUUUAUUUCAAAAUGUUCCAGAACUGAUGUAAGUGCUGCAGCAAAAAUACAUGUCUGGCAUAAUUUCCCAUACCUUGGAAAGCUGAGAAAAUCCAAAGAACAGUUGAUCUUGAAAGGAUAAUUUCAACACCUUCACUAAGCCGAAAUAGGAUAAUUUCAAGUAAAAUAAUAAUCAGGCUAUCUGGCCAUUGGGUUUUAACCCAGAAAACAGUCAUUUAAGAAAAAAUCAGUUUGGAAAUGAUUUCUAGCCUUAUUGAUGUAAAAUAAUAUUGAAUGUUUUGGUUUUAAUGCAGAAUGUCAUAUCCCUCAGUUUCCUUGAAUAUUUUUUAUCUUACAUAGACUAUGAUCAAGCAAACUUGUAAUUUCAUCUGGAUUUAGGUAAGAUGUUUUUCUUUCCACCACUCAACUUUCAUUAAUAAAUUAAAUGGUUACAGAUCAGUGUAUUAGAAACAGGGUUCCAUGAAAAUUUUGUAAAUCAGUAGCAUAUGUUAAAAGAAAUUAGAAAUCAGAUAAUGAGGAAAGGGCUAGUAUGUAAGUAUAAAUAUGGGGAGGGAAAUGUGUACAUCCUGAAGGAUGUUGAUACUUCUUUCUGAAUUUGGCAGCAUUAGCAAAUCAAAUAAAUCCUGCCUGUACUUUUCCACAAAAGUUUGUUAACAAAUAUUUUUUUUAGAAGAAAGCAGGUAAGCAUUUGAAAAACUUGUGUUUUUGGUGGGAUAGGGAGUCUAUUAGAUGUGGGAAAGGACAACUGAAUAAAAGCACUAUUGAGAAAGGUGUUUCACUCACAAUGUUAGGAUGAAAAGUUGAUUAGUCCAAGGUGUAAACUAUGAUCAAGCACCAAGUUGGUCCUAGUUGAAAAAGCUACAAAUCUAAAUUGGUUCAAAACAAAUGCAGAAUUUGGCUGCAGAAAUUCAGAAUACCACUAGGUAGCAGCAGUGGGAGACAGAUCCAAUCAUUUGUUGCCAUCGUGUGGUCAUCCAGAUUUUUUUAUUCUAGAUAUACAAUAGUAACGUUGGGUACUAGAAGAAAGACAGUGGAUAGUUCUAAGAAGAAAUUGUGGAAGAUAAUGACUAUUCAUAAUUAUUCCCUUAAGGAUAAGGCAGCAUGAGAAGAUUCGUAUUCCUGUCCUACUUGGGAAUCUUCUCAGAUCCAGAAAGGUUCUUUUUUCAUUAUUAAAUAGACCCACAGAAUUAGAGUCCUCAAUUAAAAGCUGACUAACUCUAAAGAAAUCUAUAGAAUAUCAAUUCCUAUGCCUACAACUCUAAAUGAAGACCUCAAACUAAAACCUGCUUAAGUUUGUACAAAUAGAGUUUAAACUCAUCCUGUUUUCAGGUUUCCUCCCUUCAUCAGAAUGAAAAUCUUACUCAUUUCUUUCACAUCCAUCAAAAAUAGCUGCGCAAAAUCAUGAACAAUGUAAUUUUGACAAGACUAUCACAUUUCAAGGCAUUUGAAAUUUAAACGAGAAAUCUCAUGGCAAGCUAGAAGUGCCAAAUAUAAACCUUAAAUUUAGAGCUUUCACUUUAGUUUUCAAACUUGUCUGGGUGUGACUUUAUGUCACAAAGGUAUCACAUGUAUCACAGGGCACUUCCAAGAUAAUGGCUCAAUAAGAUCAUGUUCCAAGCAUUAAUUUUUUUAAAAAAAAAAAGGGAAGGGGAAAAAUGAAGAAAAAAUAACCAACAAUUUUGGGGGGGGAAGUUUGGUUGAAUUUCCUAGGUAACUUAUUUUAAUAAUGAGCUCUUUAAGAAUUAAGAUUGAAAGUUGUAGGAUUUAGGUUGUUUGGUUUUGAUCUUGAUUAUAAUUUUGUGAUUUCAUUGAAAUCUUGCCUUGGGAUUAAGAAACAAGAUAAAUUCUCUCCACCCACACACUCAGAAUCUGAAUUUUUAUUAAAUCAACAAUUAGCACAAGCAAAUUACUUGUAUUUCCUAAGAACGAGCCAGGAGAGAAAUUUUGAGCAUGGCUUCAGCAAGACUUAACAGUUGCCCAAAAUGCAUGUUUUGGGCCCUUUUCUAUAUAAUUCAAAAGGUAAUCCCAUUUAUACCCUCAGAAGAGGUAUGAUUUUGCAAACCUAAACUUGAUUUCCAGGAAUCUGUCUUGCAAUUUCCUUUUUAUAAAUAUGCUUGUCCUCCAGAGUUUUUCAUAAUCCUAAUUCAGAUUAGCCACUGUUCCCUUAUCAGUUAUGUAGGAAAGUGAUUUCUUAUCCAAAUAAGAUGACCUACAUGCUAUGCAUAGUAAUUAAAACUUGGCAGGAGUUGUUGUUUUGCAAGCACUGGUUUGGCGUUACAGGGCCAAACUAUUUUUUAAAAGACGCUGGGAGUGGCUCAUUAUUUUGCAUCUCGUCUCUAUUUUCCUCAUUUUUUUAUGAGGAAAUUAAAAACUUAAACAAUCCUGCGUGAUGUCACCACAUUGUAUGCCUCCUGAUCCCUACUUAACAUAGUUUGCGGUGGAGUGGGGGCAGGACAAAAACAUUGUCUAAGGAUAGCAUGCCACACCUUGUUAUAAGGAAGAGAAGGGAAAGAGGUUCAGAGCAACAGCCGUUCUAACACUCAUUUUGACCUUUGGCCAAAUGCCAGGCCAUAGAAAUCCUGCCAGUUUUCUAUUGUUGCUGCUAAGGAAAGUUGUUACUGUGUGCAUUCUACCUUAGAAAUAGUUGGACCCUCUAUUUGUUGAAGGAGUCUAGUUUGCAAAACAAUGAGACACGUGAACAUGCAAAAAUAUCAGCCUAAUUGAUUACACAAUUUCCUUCAGUUGUGCUCCAAUAAAUCUAGUCUAUUGGCUUCUACAC
Messenger RNA from Pseudonaja textilis, 7363 nucleotides. RefSeq names its product stanniocalcin 2 (gene STC2). The record is from RefSeq and is a predicted model, not a curated record. Gene Ontology annotation, cellular component: extracellular region. NCBI's taxonomy places the organism in Eukaryota, Metazoa, Chordata, Lepidosauria, Squamata, Elapidae. Gene Ontology annotation, biological process: intracellular calcium ion homeostasis. Gene Ontology annotation, molecular function: hormone activity.